Zingiber officinale is the source of this 1226-nucleotide messenger RNA. Its product is annotated as epoxide hydrolase A-like. The coding region runs from base 143 to 1096 and encodes 317 amino acids. Gene Ontology annotation, molecular function: hydrolase activity. The record is from RefSeq and is a predicted model, not a curated record. The transcript is spliced from 4 exons. NCBI's taxonomy places the organism in Eukaryota, Viridiplantae, Streptophyta, Magnoliopsida, Zingiberales, Zingiberaceae.
CGCAAGCCGAAUGUGCCAAGAGGAUAUUUAGAAACGUUCAUGUCUUUCAUUUGGUUUUAGCCCUCCUCGUAUUAGGGAAAAAACAAGAAAGAAAGGAAAAAAAAAAAAAAAAAACGAGCGAGAGAGAGAGGCGGCGUCGGCGAUGGAAGGGAUAGGCCACCGGACGCUCCAGGUGAACGGCAUCGAGAUGCACAUCGCCGAGAAGGGAGAAGGUCCCGUCGUCAUCCUCCUCCACGGCUUCCCCGAGCUUUGGUACUCCUGGCGCCACCAGAUCAUCUCCCUCGCAGCACGCGGAUAUCGCGCCAUCGCCCCCGAUCUCCGCGGCUACGGAGACACCGACGCCCCUUCUUCCACCUCCGCCUACACCGUCCUCCACAUCGUCGGCGACAUAGUCGCGCUCAUCGACGCCCUCGCCCAGGACCAAGUGUUCGUGGUGGGGCACGACUGGGGUGCGAAUGUCGCCUGGUGGUUGUGCGUAUUGCGGCCGGAAAAGGUGAAGGCGCUGGUGAACCUCAGCGUGGUCUACAGCCUGCGCGAUCCCAAACAGAGGACAGUCGAUGCGAUCAGAGGUAUUUUUGGGGAGGAUCUCUACAUUUGUCGAUUCCAGGAACAUGGAACAAUAGAGGCUGAAUUUGCGCAGAUUGGUACUGCCACGAUUCUGAAAAAGUUCUUGACCUACCGCAGUCCGGCAGCCAUAAUGGUACCUAAGGAGAAAGGAUUUGAAGGUUCCCUUGAAACCCCAAUCAGCUUGCCUUCAUGGCUCACAGAAGAAGAUAUAAACUACUUCGCUAGUAAAUUCGAAAAGUCAGGAUUUACCGGAGGAUUGAACUAUUAUCGGUGCAUGAACUUGAGUUGGGAACUGACUGCACCUUGGGUUGGGGUCCAAGUAAAUGUGCCUACCAAAUUCAUUGUGGGUGAUCUUGACCUAGCAUAUCAUUCUCCAGGCAUCCAAGACUACAUACACAAAGGUGGAUUCAAAAAUGCUGUUCCGUUGCUCGAAGACAUCGUGGUGUUGGAAGGGGUUGGGCACUUCAUCAACCAGGAGAAGCCCCAUGACAUAUCUGACCUCAUAUAUGAUUUCAUUAGCAAGUUUUAAAAGUUCACUCCUAUUAGAUGUUGUAUAAGAUCCAGAUUAGAGGAUAAUGCUGGGAUAUCUAUCCAAUGUUGAUAUUAAUAGCUUAUGGACAAUUGGACAUAUACCAUAACUUUCAUGAAAAUUAGUAACA